This is a messenger RNA of Cyphomyrmex costatus, 1630 nucleotides long. It is a transcript of the gene Miga, whose product is annotated as mitoguardin. The record is from RefSeq and is a predicted model, not a curated record. NCBI's taxonomy places the organism in Eukaryota, Metazoa, Arthropoda, Insecta, Hymenoptera, Formicidae. Gene Ontology annotation, biological process: mitochondrial fusion. The coding region runs from base 35 to 1585 and encodes 516 amino acids. The transcript has 9 exons.
AUUGUGGUUAAUGUUGUUUAUAACAAUAAAGUGAAUGACAAUGUCUCUUUUCAACGUGCGGCAAUUCUUCGGCACGUUAUAUCAACGUUAUAUGUUCUCAUUACCAGCAAUACACUUAUCUCGCACACAAAAGAUUUUUAUUAUUUGCUUCACUAGUGGUUCAAUAUUACUGGGAGGACUGGCACAAUUUUUGAAGAGACGACGAAGACAUCCUAUUCCACCUUCCAGAAGGCACUACAGAGACUACAAAACAAGAUUAGGAAAUAUCAAGAAUGCUAAUUUUGAUGUAUUAUCACAAGCAUCUUGGGCAAGAAGAAGUGAAGCCAGUACUAGAAGUCAUAUUAGCGAUCGUGCAUCACUCAUCUCUUCUGUGCCAGGUGGUCCAGACAAUAAUGAAAAACUUACUCCGCAACAAUAUGGUGUUCUUGGACUCGAGGCACUGGAGAAGGCCCUUUAUUGCUGGGAAGAUGCCCUGACCGCUUUCAGUUCGGCUCUUGGCAACGACACUCUGGCCCUGCCGUCGAAAGCCGACGCGGCGUUCACCCACGAUGUGCAGGAGCUGCUCGACAUGGGCUACCAAAUCCAAAGCCACGCGGAAUUGCUCUUCCUCGAUCAACACUCCGUUUUAUUCCGCAACGACAGCGAGGAGAGCCUCGACAAACCUUCAAACUUCGGUGCACGGCUAUUUGGUUUCAGGGAUAAAGCUGACGUCGCAUCGUCACCAGAAUCGUUCGAAUCUGCACGUGACGGGGUUGCGGAUCUGCGUGAAUUCGAAGAAUUUUCAGAACUAUUUCCACACUUUGAGAAGCAAAAGCUUUAUCACACUGCUCUUAAACAGUACGAGGAUAAAGGCAUUCCUUGCAGGAGACUACACACGGAACUCGUAAAGUGCGGAUCAGACGUGGAAUAUUUAGCGAAAGUGUACUGCCUGCGUCAGGCCUAUACGAAAUUAUUUAAUUUACCUACAGCAACGGCAUAUAUAGUUGACGUAGGUCGUCAAGUUAUUAGCGAUUUAAUUAUGUACGCAGAUAGGGAUCCUAAGGAUUAUUUAAUGUACUACGAGCGUAUGAUGGAGUUCCUACAAGAGCCACGCAAUCAUAGUAUCAUGGAGGAAGAAUUGACCGCCCGAGGUGUCAAAUGCAUGAACUUUUACGACGUGCUUAUUGAUUUCAUACUUUUAGACGCGUUCGAAGAUGUGGAGAAACCACCGUCGUCCGUCAGAGCUAUCAUUCAGAAUAGAUGGGUGUCCGCUAGUUUUAGGGAAACCGCGAUAGGAACGACGCUCUGGUCCGUCCUGGCAGGCAAACGAAAGAUGCUGAAAUACGAUCAAGGCUUCUUGGCGCACUUCUAUUCCAUCUCCGAGCAAAUCUCACCGAUGUUCAUUUGGGGAUUCUUGGGUUCCGAAGAGAGCCUACGUUCCACUUGUCAUUAUUUUAGAGAACAAGUAAUAGAGUUUCUUGUAGAUAUAUUUAAUUUCUUUAAGGUACGGUAUACCACGGUUGACGAUCUUGCCGUGGAUAUUCUCAGGGAAAUGAAGUUAAGAGUCGACAAUAUAAAUCAAAGGCUGUCAUUAGAAGGUUGCUAGCCAAAUUAAAUAUGUUUAGGCAACAAUUUUAAUGCAAUAUGUUGA